GAUGUUAAAUGUGUCAGCAGCUUUUCAAGUGGAAGUACUAUAGAUUCCUUGUUUCUUCAUUGCAUUUGCAUGGUGUUUUCUUCCUACUGAAGUAAGCUAGUUGCCUCUCAUUAGUAAAGCUACUUCAUUUGACUCUGUAAUUCUCAGAAGAAGGAUCAGUGGAUAUGAUGAUGGAAGGUGAAGGUAGUAGUAGCAGCAAGAAGAGAGGAGUUCAAAAUCAUGACAAUGGCUUCAUUAAUACUCUCUUUUCUUGGUCUCUUGAUGACAUUUGCAAUGAAAAUCUUUUCAGUCAUAAGGUGGAAAAAAUACCUGAAUCAUUUGAGUCUGUCACUCAGUAUUUCGAAUCAUUUGUUUAUCCUUUGUUGGAACAAACAAGGGCACAACUGUUUUCAUCCAUGGAGACCAUUUCAAGCGCACCUUAUGCUAAGGUGGAUGUUUUUAGGCCCCAUGGACCUGAGUUACAUGAUGUUAAGAUUGAUUACUGGAGGAACAGGUUCAGUAACAAUGGUAAAGAGCCUUAUAAAACUUUGCCGGGGGAUAUUUUAAUUUUAGCAGAUGCGAAGCCUGAAACUAUUUCCGACUUGGAGAGGGUUGGUAGAAUGUGGCCUUUUCUAUCAGUCAUGAAAAUCGCAGGGGAUGAUGAUGAAAAUGAUAACGAUACCACUUCUACUUACUUUAAAGUGAAGGCUUCAAAAAGCAUCCAGCAGUUUGAUGGGGAGAAAUCACUGUUUGUGAUUUUCUUGGCAAAUAUUACUACUAACAGAAGAAUAUGGAAAUCCUUGAACAUGUCUCGAAAUUUGAAGAUUAUCAAUGAAGUUUUACGCCGGAAUUCUGUGUUGGAGGAAAGUUGCCAAGUCUGUUCUGAACUGAAUGGAGCCAUCUUAUAUGAGAAAUUUGGUAGUGGUUUAUCAUCAACAUUGAAUGAUUCACAAUUGAAUGCAGUUCUUGCCUGUCUUGAUGGAGUGCGUUGUGAUCACAAGUCCUCUGUGCAACUUAUAUGGGGUACCCCUGGAACAGGGAAAACUAAAGCUGUUAGUAUGCUUCUCUUUACGCUGUUGAAAACAAAAUGCAGAACCCUUACUUGUGCCCCGACAAAUGUUGCAGUUACUGAAGUUGCUUCUCGUGUUCUGAAGCUGCUGAAAGAAUCGAUUAAAACUGACGACUAUGGAAGUGAGACUCUGUUGCUUCCUCUUGGAGAUAUUCUCUUGUUUGGGGGUAAGGAGAGACUCAAAGUUGGUCAAGAAAUAGAAGAAAUAUAUCUGGAUUAUCGUGUUAAAAGGCUUUCAGAGUGUUUUGGUGUGCUGACUGGCUGGAGGCAUUGCUUCUCAUCCAUGAUGGAUUUACUUGAAGAUUGUGUUUCUCAGUAUCACAUUUUCUUGGAGAAUAAAUUGAUAAAGAAGAGAGAAAGCAUUGACAAAAAUGAAGUCAAAGAGAAUAACAGGAAUAUGGAAAUGGAAGGUGACAAUGAGGAGUUCAAUUCAUUUCUUGAAUUUGUGAGAGAUAGAUUUAAACAUACUGCCACUCCUCUUAGAAACUGUGUAUAUAUCUUCUGCACUCAUAUACCCAAAAGUUUCAUUUUGGAAAGUAAUUUUCAAAAUAUGGUAGAUCUUAUCAGUUUACUUGAUUCUUUCGAAACUUUGUUGUUUCAAAAAAAUGUAGUUUCUGACAAGCUGCAAGAGCUCUUUUCACAUUCAGUAGCUGAAGAGUUUUUUCCAUCACCUUGGCAUAGAAAUUACUUGUUGCAGAAAAGGAGAGCUUCUGUAAUAUUUUGCACUUCUUCUAGUUCAUUUAAGCUGCAUUAUGUGGACAUGGAACCACUGAACAUUCUGGUCAUUGAUGAAGCGGCACAACUAGGAGAAAGUGAGUCGACAAUACCGCUGCAACUGUUCGGCUUAAAUCACACUAUUCUCAUUGGGGAUGAGUGCCAAUUGCCAGCAACGGUUAAAAGCAAGGUUUCUGAUGAAGCUUCCUUCGGUAGAAGCUUAUUUGAGAGGCUGAGCUCAUUGGGUCACUCUAAACACCUGCUCAAUACACAGUAUCGGAUGCACCCCUCAAUUAGCUACUUCCCGAAUUCACAUUUUUAUAACAACCAGAUUUGGGAUUCUCGUAAUGUUAAAAGAAAAAGCUACAAAAAAGUCUUUUUGCCAAGAUCUCCAAUAUUCCGAUCAUAUUCUUUCAUCAAUAUUCUCGAAGGGAGAGAAGAGUUCAUUGGCCGUAACUGGAGAAAUAUGGUUGAGGUAGCUGUUGUGAUGAAAAUAGUGCAGAACCUGUACAGUGAUUGGAAUGAGUCAAAACAGAAGCUGAGCAUUGGCAUUGUCUCACCUUACGGUGCUCAAGUACAAGCAAUUCAAGAAAAACUUGGAGGCAAGUAUGGUAACUGUGAUGACUUUAGCAAAGUGAAGUCAAUUGAUGGGUUUCAAGGUGGUGAGGAGGACAUUAUUAUAAUUUCGACUGUGAGAUUCAACAAAAGUGGAUCCAUUGGAUUCUUGUCCGAGCCACAGAGAAUCAAUGUUGCGCUUACGAGGGCCAGGCACUGCUUAUGGAUUUUAGGGAAUGAAAGAACCUUAACUCAUGGUGAAUCUGUUUGGGAAAUCUUAAUCCAUGAUGCUAAGCAACCCCGUUGUUUCUUUAAUGCUGAUGAAGAUAAGGAUAUGGCCAAAGCUAUAUUAGAGGCCAAAAAAGAGCUUAAUGAAUUGGAUGAAUUGCUGAAUGCUGACAGUAUACUUUUCAGAAAUCAAAAGUGGAAGGUUGUUUUUAGUGAUAAUUUCUUGAAAUCUUUUAAAAGAAUGAAAUCAAACCAUGACAAGAAGUCGGCUAUCAACCUUCUAGUGAAACUUUCAACUGGCUGGCGACCUAAGAGAAGGAACAUAGAUACCAUUUGCAAAAGCUCUUUGCACAUUAUUAAGCAAUUUAAAUUUGAAGGUCUAUAUACAAUUUGCACUGUUGACAUAGUAAAGGAAUCAAUGUACAUCCAAGUUUUGAAAGUCUGGGACAUAUUGCCUUUGGAGGAUGUUCCAAAAUUGGUAAAACGUUUGGAUGAUAUAUUUGUUAGGUACACUGAUGACUACAUCAACCGUUGCAAAGAGAAAUAUAUUGAAGGGAAUUUGGAAGUUCCCAAGACUUGGGCAAUCUCUUCAGAAAUCAUUCGAUUCAAGAAUCUUGCUGACAUUAAGAGUGGAAGUGACUUAAGUGGAGCUCCUUUAGACAGUAUGAGUUAUGUUGAGAAUUCAAAUGUGGCUGAAAGUUUGCUUUUAAUGAAAUUCUACUCUUUAUCAUCAGGUUUAGUGAGCCAUUUGCUUUCUGACCGUGAUGGUAGAGAAUUGGAUCUUCCAUUUGAAGUAACAGAUGAAAUUUGAUAAACUAAAUGAUUAUCAUCUUUUACCUUU
Mangifera indica (mango) is the source of this 3386-nucleotide messenger RNA. RefSeq names its product helicase sen1-like. The record is from RefSeq and is a predicted model, not a curated record. Gene Ontology annotation, molecular function: helicase activity. Lineage: Eukaryota; Viridiplantae; Streptophyta; Magnoliopsida; Sapindales; Anacardiaceae.